AUGAAGAAGGUUAGACGGUAUGAAGCAGAGAGACGGAGACAAGGCUGUAAGCGGCGGAGAGCCAAAGACCGAGUGGACAAGAGCUGGAGACUGAGUGGUUGUCACCUGGCUUUAUUACUUAUUCGUGACAUGGCAGUGGCUAGUGAGGGUGGCACUGAAGAUGCAAAAAGAAGGGGUGAUGUGUUUGCUCGUGCAUUUUCAGCACAUUUGGCAAGAUUGAUGGAGGAGCCUGCUGCAUAUGGUAAGCUAGGACUGGCUAACCUUUUGGAACUACGAGAAGAGUGCUUGAGAGAGUUUCAUUUCUUUGAUGCCUACAGGACCAUUAAACAAAGGGAGAACGAAGCAUCACUUGUAGUUUUACCUGAUCUUCUGAUGGAGCUUGACGGCAUGAAUGAGGAAAUGAGACUACUUACCCUAAUUGAAGGAGUACUUGCUGCAAACAUCUUUGAUUGGGGAUCACGGGCCUGUGUUGAUCUCUAUCACAAAGGAACAAUCAUCGAGAUAUAUAGGAUGAGCCGCAAUAAGAUGCAAAGACCUUGGCGGGCAAGUGACACAAAAAUAAUUUUCUAA
Messenger RNA from Ipomoea nil (Japanese morning glory), 570 nucleotides. RefSeq names its product pantothenate kinase 2-like. Bases 1 to 570 code for a protein of 189 amino acids. The record is from RefSeq and is a predicted model, not a curated record. The transcript is spliced from 6 exons. Lineage: Eukaryota; Viridiplantae; Streptophyta; Magnoliopsida; Solanales; Convolvulaceae.